AUGCAAGCAAUGGGUCUUAGCGACUACCUGAACGACCCUAUGCUUAUCAAUGAGCUGCUGAACAAACUGCCAGGAGAUAUGAAGCUCGAUUGGGGUCGUCAUCGAAUGGCUACGGUUCGUGUCGAUAUAGUGACCUUCGACGACUGGUUAUUUGGUUUAGCAUCGUGUGCUAGUCAAGUAACAGCACUUAACCCUACAGCCAGUACUACUGGAGAAGAAAAGGCGGGACGAAAGAGCACUAAGGAAAGGGUUUUUGUGCACGACGAGAUUUCUAAGGAGCGCGCCUCAACUAAAUCGCCUAAGGAGAAAACGCAGACACCCCCUGCUUGUCACCAGUGCGAAAAGGACCACAACCUCUCUGACUGCCCGGACUUCAAAGCAAAGAGCCGAAACGAACGCUGGCAGCUAAUCAAGGAAAAAAAGCUGUGCAUUCGCUGCUUCAGAACUCACAUGGUUCGACGCUGCGCCUCCAAGCAAGCAUGCGGUGUUGACGGUUGUCGAAUGGCGCACAACGCACUACUACAUGGCAACACUGCUGCAACCAAUCACUAUGGUAAAGUGACCAAAUCCGAUAUUAAAGGUCAGGACGGUUCUACAGUCCUAUUCAGCCAAAGCAAGUUUAAGAGGGCAGUUUUUCGCUACAUUCCGGUAAUCCUAUAUGGCCCCAAAACGACUAUCAGUACAUUUGCGCUGAUUGACGAAGGGGCAUCGUGCACUCCGAUGGACAGUGGCCUAGCUGAGGAGUUGGGACUUGACGGGCCCAGCGAAGAGCUAUGUCUGAGAUGGACCGGCGACAUCACACAGCACGAGGCGAGCUCAAAAUUCGUAGGUCUCGAAAUAUCUGCCAGAGGGGAAAAUGUUCCGCGUUAUCGUUUGCAUAACGUGCGUACGAUCACUGACCUCGAAUUACCGCAGCAAUAA
This is a messenger RNA of Rhagoletis pomonella (apple maggot), 921 nucleotides long. RefSeq lists its product as uncharacterized. NCBI's taxonomy places the organism in Eukaryota, Metazoa, Arthropoda, Insecta, Diptera, Tephritidae. Bases 1 to 921 code for a protein of 306 amino acids. The transcript has a single exon. The record is from RefSeq and is a predicted model, not a curated record.